GGAUAUGUACGUUACGUAAAUUUGUUUACAAAUUUCCCCUAAAUACACGACGCAAGGGGCCAAUCAACAUUUACACUUUAUUUACGCUUUCUUUCGCUUUAUCUCUCCUUGUUUGCCUCUGUUUCCACUUUAUUGGUUGCUUGAGAUUGCUUAAAAUAUUUAAAUAUUUUAAGCAAAACAAAUAUUUUUCCUUGUCAGCGUCAAAUAGUAACGAAAAGUGUUAAUUUGUCUAAGAUAUCCCUCUCAAUUAUUCCGCUUUUCAUUCUAUUUGGUGUGUAAUUCCGAGUCAUUGGACUGUUUGAUGAUUGUGGUUUCUAUUCUGAGACUGUUCUUCAAAAAAGUUCCCUACAAAUUUUCUAUUGCUAGUGUUCUGACAAGCAUUUGAAAUUAGUAGACAUUUCUCAACUUAAAAUUGAAAGUUUUGGCGGUCACAGUUUCUUAAAUCACAGAACAAAACUGCUAUAUCUAGAAAUACUCAGUUAACAGAUCAUCAUAUUUCAGUAUUAGAGGAAACGAUCUCUACAGUCUAUCUCUAUUUGUUAGAAGUUAUCCCAACAUACUACUUCCGUAUACUACCGAUACAACUGUAGUUAUACUGUUCCCUUAUUCGCUAGACAUAGUAUUACCAAUCAGUAUUUAUUCAUGUGUAAUUCUUCAGUGGCACGAAAACUCCGUAUUCGAUAGUAAGACUAGUCUAGUUUUAUGCGGGUAUCCUGAGCUGAAACAUUUGAUACAAAACGUCUUCCGGAGCACGGAAAAUGUCAUUCUGUAUGUUAGGAUUGUUCACACCAGUAACAGAUGACAAAGAAGACUAUUUAAGAAAGCUGGUACUAAACAAAACGGAAUUUAGUGCUAAACGUGAUGUAAAACGAUCCGACAUACUAUGGCAAUCAGCACCACGAUGCUAUUUUUCAUUGUGUAAUCUCGCUGUGGUCAUCCGGCUAGUUUUCAGAACUCAACAUUUAUCAGUCGCGAAAAGUCAGCUAAGUUUCAAACUUCUUUUAUUUCGUGAAGCUUUAUCUUUUAGAUUAGUGUCACACAUCGGUGGGUUAACUAAUUUUAUCACAGUUUUUAUUUUUUCGUAGCGAAAUAUCUCAUAUAAUUAUCCAUAUGUAGCAUAAAAUGACUUAAGUUCGAUAACAGUUACAGAAAUGCAGUUUCUUUCAAACAACUACAUGAUCACUAUCACUUUUAUACUUCGAUAUUCAUACAGCCACUUCCUUUUAAAGUAUACCAUUGAUAUCACUUUAAGUUGUAUAAUGUAUUUCAUUUAUUUAUUUGAGAACAUACGAGUGUACCAGAGCUUAGACGUAGUCAUAGUUUAAUUCGUAUAUAUAACUAACGUUUUACCAAAGGUCACUCAGUCAUAAUUGUCUUCGAUUUUGGUUCAAGUUGCUACUAGCCAGUAACAGGCAAUCGCCAAAAUAUUUAUGGCGAGCGAUCAGAUUUACCAGCUCACCAGCUUGGAUUUCCUAUUUAAAAUUAACAGAAGUAGUCAUAUCGAGUAAUAUCAUCUCUCUUUUUGGCUUCUAAAGUGUGAAAAAUUGUUCACGUUCACCACAAAAUGAGUCAAAAAUACAAUCACGAGAAGAAUGUGCCUAGCAGAAGAGAAAUUUGUGAAUGGGAUGACAAUGUUGUCGAUACUAAACCUUUCAGUCAAAACAGUCCUCGUGAUAAAUUUGUAAAAGGUAGCAGUCAUCGAAGUGAUUUAUCAAAAAGUUACAAGGAAUCCGUUCUCUCUGAUAACUGGUCAGCAACAAACCGCGUCUCAUCAAAUGGACAUGAAACUUGUGAUGAUUUUGAUGAUAGUAACGUUGAAGGUCUCGUGAGUGAUGAUGACAAUGACUUUGAUGAAGAUGAUGAUGCAGAAGAUGAGGACUGGGUUGCUUCCGAUUAUGAGAAAAAAGUAGGUCAAUUUUGGUUAUUUAUACUUAAAACCCCAAUGUUUUUACAUCGUAAGUGUGAUCUUAAAUGUACAUAGCAGGUCGAAAGAAAAUUUCUUGUUUUGUGGCUGUAAUAAGAUGUAAUAGUACAGUAUGUUAUGCUAUUCCUUUCUCAGGUGUUCAACUAUACUUGUUUGAGACAGAUAUAAUCAGUUCGUUACAUUUCACACGAAAUCAUGAAGGAAAGUUGGCCUGAAAAGGAACAACUGGAUGGGGAUAUUAUUUCAGUUAGAAACUGCUUUAGUCAAUUAAUCUGGUGUCCAAAUUUUGUAAAGUUACUUACGUGGGUUUAUUGAGUUUAAUUUACUCACGUUUUAGCAUAUACCUCUUAGUAAGUAUAGCGUCCAAAAUAUUAUUUUGUAACAUGUUUCACCUUAACAAUCUAGCAUCAGAAUUAAACCCAAUCUAUCGACAGUUGAAUGUUCACAUUUGCUUUGGAUUGAAGGAAAGUUAGCGAUAAUCAUUAUAACGAUGUCUGACAAAAAAGUAUUGGAUGAAUUUUAACUAGAAAAUGUACAUCUUUCCCAUUUCGCAAAACAUUUUGUGCGUGAUAUGCUCAAUUGUAUUCAUUUAGGCACGCUAAAUCUAAAUUCAACACGUCCUAGUCGCAAUUCUCGAACACAACUCACUGGUUCACGUAAAAUUGGAAAUAGUUGCAGUUCACAUCGCAAAAGUUCACAUGGAGAUCGUUCUCAACGUAGAAUUGGCAGCAGUUUGCCAAGGACAGCUGCUUACAAUCCAGGGAGUAAUCGUAUUGUUUCUUCCAAUAAAUCUUCCAAAUCCGUUGGUCGACCUAGAACUGUUAAUCGCUAUCAAGGUGGAAGUGCUAGGACUGUUCAUGCAUCAUCUGGUCGUAAGAUUGCUACACGUCGAGUUGAAAAACCAAAGACAAAUAAUAGCAACCCACGAAAAGUAUUUGAUUCACUAAUACCUAACGAACUAAAAAAGCCUCGACAAUGUUUCGGUCCUGGAUGCACUCGAGCUGCAGCAAGACCAGAUACAAAAUAUUGUUCAAAUGAAUGUGGACUUAAACUUGCCAUCAAGCGCUUAGAAACUCUACUACCAGAAAGUUUUCAUGCUUGGUAUCCUGACUUGUUUACGAAAGCUGGAACGGCUCUUUCUGAAUUAGAAAGGCUACCGGAUUGUAUGGCUACCGUUAUUGACAAAUUGCGUCUUAAAGAAAUUAGUAAGGAACAGUGUGUAGUACACAAUCGGUUGGUUGAAUUAGAAAUGGAGCAUCAAAAGCUUACGGCACUUAUUAGUCGAGCUCAAGAGCGAAAAACUGGACGAAACAAUGAACAAAUGCUUGCUGCGGUUGCUCACGACGCAGAACAAGUAGAACAGAUGGAACCCAUCAUAUGUGUUACGUGCUCAGCUGAAAUCAGUAUGCGACAUGCUCUGAAGCAUAUGGAAAAAUGUUUUCAAAAGAUGGAAGGAAACACUGUGUUUUGUGCUAAUCAAAAAGAGCAAAUCAUGGGUACACCAUUAUUUUGUGAUGCUUACGACUCACAGGCUAGAGCGUAUUGUAAACGAUUACGUGUAGUCUGUGAGCAUUAUAAAGAACCGAAGCUACCUGCAGAUACAGUAUGUGGAUCACCGCUUGUUCAUAAUGUCUUUGAAGAAACUGGUGAAUUUUGUUGUGUACCGCGCAAUAAGUGCACUAAACACUUUGGUUGGGAACGUCUACGUCGCGCGAAAAUAGAUUUGGAACGAUAUCGCUGUCUAAUUCAAAUGGAUGAAUUAAUGCAAGAGGAACAAAGACUACGACGUGCCAUAUCUCAACGUGGUGGUGUACUUGGCAUUUUGCUACACCAAACUAUUGAUCAUAAUCCUGAAAAACCAGUUCCCAUCCCAGGAGAAUUAAAAACAUCUUUGAAAGAUAAAUAAAGAUCAGAUACUUGACAUUUCUAAAAAAAUUAAUUUGACUGUACAUAACAAUAGAAUUUAUUUGUUUCUUUUGUACAAAAUGUUUUUUCUAUGAUCUUAUUGCUUUUUCUUAAAACAUAAUUUGCGCAUUAUACAUCUUUCUCCUAUCCA
Messenger RNA from Schistosoma bovis, 3980 nucleotides. The record is from the annotation of a GenBank genome assembly. NCBI's taxonomy places the organism in Eukaryota, Metazoa, Platyhelminthes, Trematoda, Strigeidida, Schistosomatidae.